UCCCCGGGCCCUGGCCCACGCGCCCGCCCUCCCGCCCUCCCCGCCGCCCCCCGCGCGCGCCCCUAAGCGACAUGCAAAUGAGCCUAGGUCCUGUGGACGGGCCCCAAAUCCCCAGCACCCAAUGGACCCUUCCAGCCCAGAGCCAGCAGCCAAGGCGGCAGAGCCCUCCAGCCCACCCCCUGAUGCCCCUGGGGGGCGCCUCCGGCGCCGUCGCCCCCCUGCAGGCCGGGCUGGCUCCUCUGCCGACUCCUCCAGCCGGACGUUCUCCCCAGCCACUCGCAAACGGGGCGGGCCCCGAGGCUCCACACCGGGGGAACCCCCUGAGGCUCCUGGACCACCCGAUGGGGCGGAGGCGGAGGAUGGAGGUGGCGGCGUCCUGUUGAUCGAUGCCCAGGGUGUCCCAUACACCAUGCCCCAGGCGGGGGAGGAGGGCACAGGGGCCCGGGCCCGGCGGGCCCCGCACUUCUGCCCCGUCUGCCUUCGCGCCUUCCCCUACCUCUCAGACCUGGAACGGCACCGCAUCUCUCACUCAGAACUCAAGCCACACACCUGCCCGGCCUGUGGCAAGGCCUUCAAGAGGGCCAGCCACCUUCGGAGGCACAGGAACAUCCAUGCGGGCCUGCGGCCCUUCCACUGUGCCCUGUGCCCACGGCGUUUCCGUGAGGCUGGGGAGCUGGCCCACCACGGCCGCGUGCACUCGGGUGAGCGCCCCUAUCAGUGUCCCAUCUGCAGGCUGCGCUUCACGGAGGGUAACACCCUACGGCGCCAUGCUCGGCGCAAGCAUCCGCCGCCCCCUGAUUCUCCCAGCUCCCUCGCAGGCCCUGGCAUGGACCCGCCCUGGCUGGAGGCGAUGGUCCCAGAGCUGUCCCCCAGCCCGGAGCCUGCCCAGGCGGGCCCAGAGGAGGAUCUAGAGGAGUCCCCCAGGCUGGCCCCUGCCCCUGAAGACCUGAAGGAGGAGCCUGAGCAGUCUCCCAGCCCAGAGGCUGCCCAGGCAGCCACGGAAGAUCUGCAAGAGAAGCUGGAAUAACAGUCCUGCCCCAGACCUUCCCCAGGUGGACCCUGCCAGGUGUCCUGCACAGGUGCCCUGUCUAGAACAAGCCAGUGUGCUCCUGUCCGGGCUUGGGCCUGCAGGAGACAGGAACAAGCAGCUCACCUGAUCGUCACCCCCCAUCCCCCCCCACCUCUACCCCGCCCUCACAGAAACACAGUGUGAUCCCCCAGGCUGGAUUUACCCUGGGCAGGAUCCAGUGGAGGCUGGGGCUGAGUCCCCAGCAGAGUGUAGCACUUGAGGGGCCCCGGAUCUGAAGUGGUUCUAGCUGAGCCAGGGCUUAGAAUGACAGGAGCCCAGGCGACUGGGCAGGGAGGGGGGUGGGAGGUCUGGCUCUCUGAGGAGAGGUGAGACUCCUUUCUCAGAACUGGACUUUGGGUGGCUAUGGAGCCAAGGAAAUAAAUGUGUCUGUCUGCCGGCUGUCAGUGUCUGCUCACUGAGGGAGGUGCAGAGGGCAAGGGCAUGCGAUCUGGGAGGACACAGCAUGUGCCCUGGGGCUCAGGCUAACAAAAAUGAGGAUGUCUGGUACUAAGAA
Molecule: messenger RNA, 1583 nt
Organism: Dromiciops gliroides (monito del monte)
Lineage: Eukaryota; Metazoa; Chordata; Mammalia; Microbiotheria; Microbiotheriidae
Gene: ZNF524
Product: zinc finger protein 524
Exons: 2
Coding region: 122-1027 (301 amino acids)
Cellular component (GO): nucleus
Source: RefSeq, a predicted model, not a curated record